Drosophila innubila is the source of this 6570-nucleotide messenger RNA. It is a transcript of the gene kug, whose product is annotated as fat-like cadherin-related tumor suppressor homolog. Lineage: Eukaryota; Metazoa; Arthropoda; Insecta; Diptera; Drosophilidae. Gene Ontology annotation, cellular component: plasma membrane. The record is from RefSeq and is a predicted model, not a curated record. Gene Ontology annotation, molecular function: calcium ion binding. Bases 217 to 6420 code for a protein of 2067 amino acids. The transcript has 14 exons. Gene Ontology annotation, biological process: homophilic cell-cell adhesion.
AGUUGUUCUCUUUGGCUUGUGCUGUUAAUGGAAAAAGUAAGAAACGUAGCGAUAAUGUUCGCUCGUGUUUGAGCCCUGAGUAAAAUCUUGCAGUUACACACUCCUUGGCGCAGCUCAUCCGUACGGUCGUGUGUCGCGGACGCCUGUAAAGUUCAUAAUUUAACGUACCGUGUACAUAACAUUCAUUACUGGAUACCAUGUGAACAAUAACAGUUAAUGUCUAAUAUGAAUUUUAAAAAAUAUGCUAAAGCUUUUAAAAGAAAAAAAGUUUUAUUACUUCUAUGGAUUUCCCUAUUAAGCUGCACUUGCUUAAUUCAGUCUGUAUUGGCAACGGAUGCUGGAGCUAAAACUGCGAUCUUUCAUCAAAAGUCACUUUUGGAUAACAACGUCAACUUUCGUUACCAACUAUAUAAUGUGACAAUACCAGAAAACAGCCUUGGAAAAACAUACGCAAAAGGAGUAUUACAUGAGGAUCUGGCAGGAAUUUCAGUAAAUUCCAAUUAUGACAUAAAAUAUAGAAUAAUAAAUGGCGAUAAAGACAAGCUAUUUAAAGCCGAAGAAAAAUUGAUUGGAAAUUUCGCCUUUGUAUGUAUUCGAACUCGAACUAGCAACAUUGUUCUAAACAGAGAGAAAACUGACGAGUAUUCUCUGAAAAUACGAGCUCAAAUAACUUACUCUCGUGGCAAAAAUGACAGCAUAAGUUAUGAAACGGAAACGACUGUUCAUGUGCAAGUAUUAGAUCGAAAUGACUUAAGUCCACUAUUCUAUCCAACUGAAUAUGCGGUAACUGUUCCUGAGGACACUCAAAAACAUCACAGUAUUCUGAAAGUAACUGCCGACGAUGCUGAUUUAGGAGUAAAUGGUGAAAUUUAUUAUAGUUUUUUAAUAGAUAGCGAAUAUUUCGCCAUUCACCCAACUACAGGAGAUAUAUCAAUAUUGAAGCCGUUGAGUUACGCAGAUAAUUCGCAUCACGAACUUACUGUUUUAGCAAAUGACAGGGGCUCAGCGAUUCAUCAACAAAGCCACCAGUCCAGCAAAGCGAGAGUUUCAAUAACAGUCAAACAGGUUAACUUGAAUGCACCCGAAAUUUAUGCCAAGACUUUUUCGAGCGUAAUACUUAAUUCAGACUCUUUUAUUUAUGGAAUUGUUAAAGUAAACGACAAAGAUAUUGGUAAAAAUGGCGAAAUAAAAAAAUUGGAAAUUGUCGAUGGAAAUACAGAUGGUAUAUUUCAGUUGAUUCCCACAAAAGCGACAGACGAGUAUUACAUUGAACUACACAAAUUCGCUAAGUCAUUUAAACAUCAUUAUGUUUAUAAUCUUACUCUUCGAGGUGAAGACUUUGGCACACCCUCCAGAUAUACCUUCAAAACCGUAACAAUUCAAAUACUUCCUGAAAUAAAAAAUGUACCUAUUUUUACACAAGAAAUUUAUGAUGUUUCGAUUCCGGAAACGUCUCCAAUCAAUAUGCCAGUUAUUAGAUUAAAAGUGAGUGAUCCUGAUUUAGGAAAAUAUGCAUUGGUAUAUUUGGAAAUUGUUGGUGGAAAUGAAGGUGGUGAGUUUCGGAUAAAUCCUGAUUCUGGAAUGUUGUAUACGCAAAAGAAGCUUGAUGCUGAAAUGAAAUCUAUUUACACAUUGACAGUAUCUGCCAUCGAUCAAGCUGACGUUGGGUCACGGAAACAAUCCUCGGCCAAAGUUAAAAUUACUGUCGAAGAUAUGAACGAUAAUGACCCAAUAUUUGAGUACACGAAUAAAAACAUAAGCGUGAAUGAAAAUGAAUUAGCUGGUUUAUUCGUAACAAAACUAACAGCUAAAGACAAAGAUUCUGGCGAAAAUGCCUACAUAUCUUAUAGUAUAGCCAACCUAAAUGAAGUUCCAUUCGAGAUUGACCAUUUCUCUGGAGUAGUUAAAACAACUACAUUGAUUGAUUAUGAAACAAUGCGGAGAGCUUAUACACUUCUUAUACGUGCUUCAGACUGGGGACUGCCAUAUAGGAGACAAACGGAAAUUUCAUUAGAAAUUACUGUGAAAAAUGUAAAUGAUAACAGACCACAAUUUGAGCGCAUUAAUUGUUAUGGGAAUGUUAUCAAAUUGGCACCAAUUGGAUCUGAUGUUUUUACUAUAUCCGCAGUUGAUCUUGAUGUAGAUGAUGUUAUUUCAUAUCGUUUAAUAUCUGGAAAUGAAGAUGGUUGCUUUAACUUAGAUUCGAGCACGGGAGCUCUUUCUAUUGGAUGCAAUCUGAUGGACGUGGCCAUUAAUGAUCGUGUUAUUAGAGUAACUGCUACAGAUGGAACUCACUUUUCCGAUGAAUUAAGUCUCGAUGUUCACCUUGUUCUAGAUUAUUCAAAGGAACACUCCAACAUUGGAUAUGGAUCAUUCGAAUGUCGUGAAACUGGAGUGGCUAGACGACUUGCGGAAACAUUAGCAUUAGCUGAAAAAAACAACAUUAAAAACGUAUCAUUAUCGGAGAUAAAUGACUUGGGAUUGACUCCUAGUAGAUAUGGCCAAAAUAUACAUAGACCCGAAUUUACACAUUUCCCUCAAGAGCUUACUUUAAAUGAAAGUAUUCAAUUGGGAACAACAGUAGCUUUCAUCGAAGCUCGAGAUCGAGAUCUAGGAUACAAUGGAAAGUUGGUUUUUGCAAUUGCAGAUGGCGAUUAUGAUUCUGUCUUUCGCAUUGAUCCUGACAGUGGCGAAUUGCAGAUUAUUGGCUACUUGGAUAGAGAGCGGUUAAGCGAAUAUAUUUUAAAUAUAACAGUCUAUGAUCUAGGUCAACCGACGAAAUCGGACUCUAAAAUGCUGCCUAUAACUAUCACUGAUUCAAACGAUAAUCCCCCUGUUCUACAAAAGUCUCUGGCUACCCUCCGACUCACUGAAAACGGUUUAAACGGAAGUAUUAUAUUUUGCGUACAUGCAACAGAUGCGGAUUUGGGAAUUAAUGCGGAAAUUACAUAUAGCUUAUCUAUUGACUUUGAUGAAUUUAUUAUCAAUAAAACUUCUGGAUGUAUUAUGCUUAAUAAGCCAUUAGAUCGAGAGCAGCAAGAUAGAUAUGAACUACACAUAAUUGUGCAGGAUGGUGGAGUUCCCGUUUUAACAGCGGAGGCUGUUCUUUAUAUUUUUGUCGAUGAUGUUAACGACAAUGCACCAAUAUUUGGAGUGCAAGAGUAUAUAUUCAAAGUUCGUGAAGACGUACCUCGAGGUACUGUGGUAGCUGUUAUCGAGGCAAUCGACAAAGAUAUUGGACUAAAUUCUGAAAUACUCUUUUCACUUCAAGAAGAUAGUCAGGAAAAGAAUUUGUUUAAAAUUGAUAAGCAAUCUGGAGCUAUACGCACAGUCGGAUAUUUAAAUUAUGAAAAUCUCCAAGUUCAUAACCUUUUGAUAAGCGCCAUCGACUGUGGAAUCCCAUCAUUAACUGCUGACGUGUCUAUAGUAAUUGAAGUAAUUGAUGUAAAUGAAAAUCGGUUUGCCCCCGAGUUUGACGAUUUUGUGUUUGAGGGAAAAAUAAGAGAGAACAUGCCAAAGGACACUUUCGUUAUGAACGUUACCGCACGGGAUAUGGAUGGAGUAGAUUUAAAUGCUAAAAUAUCCUAUUCUAUCACUGGUGGCGAUGGUCUUGGAAUUUUUUCUGUUAAUGAUCGAGGUUCAAUUCAUACUUUAACUCAACUUGACGCUGAAUCGAAGGACUUUUACUGGGUAACAUUAUGCGCUCAGGACAAUGCUAUAGUUCCACUUAGUAAUUGUGUUAAGGUUUACAUUGAAGUCGAAAAUGAAAAUGACAAUAUUCCAUUAACAAACAAACCAGUAUAUUAUGUUAACGUAACAGAGGGCAGUUCUGGGAAAAAUGAUAUUAUCCAACUUAAAGCAAUCGAUCCCGACAAGAACUCAACGCAAAAAAUUACUUAUAAUAUUAUUUCUGGAAAUCUAGUGGGAUAUUUCGAUAUAGACCCUCACACAGGAGUUCUUAGAACAACUGAGCGGAGGCUCGACAGGGAAAAUCAAGCAGAACAUAUUCUAGAGGUUUCUAUAUCGGACAACGGAAAUCCUAUAUUGACGUCGACUACUCGUGUUGUAGUCUCAGUAUUAGACAUAAACGAUAAUAGCCCAAUAUUCGAUCAACGUGUGUAUAAAGUACAAGUACCUUCAACGAUUCAUGUUAACGAGUCCAUAUUUCAGGUUCAUGCAAUUGACAACGAUGAUGGAGAAAACUCUCGAAUAACAUAUUCAAUUAAAUCUGGAAAGAAAAAAAACAAAUUUCGUAUUGAUAACAUAAGCGGACAUGUUUUUAUGACCAAGCCAUUAGAAGCUGACUCUGAAUAUGAAAUUAUUGUAAAAGCCGAAGACAACGGAAUUCCCAAAAAGAGCCAAACUACACUAGUUAAUAUAGUUUUUAUACCUAUUGCUGCCAAUUCUCCGAAUGCUCCCUCUAUACUGACAAAAUCAAUAAAUAACAUUGUAGAUUUGACAGAGAAUGACAAACCGGGAUUUUUGGUGACUCAAAUUCUGGCAGUUGAUGAGGACAACGAUCAAUUGUGGUUCAAUAUUAGUGGAGGAAACGACGGAAACCAUUUUUAUAUUGGAAGAGAUACCGGAAAUGUUCUGCUGUCCAAGUAUUUGGAUUAUGAGACACAAACGUUUUAUAAUCUAUCAAUUAGCGUGACUGAUGGCUCAAAUACAGUGCAUACUACGUUAUUCAUUAAAGUUGUUGAUACGAAUGAUAAUGUACCACAAUUUACAAAGGAAAUAUACCACGUAAAUAUAUCAGAAAAUAUCGAAGAAGAAUCUGUUAUCAUGCAACUCCAUGCAACUGAUAAAGAUGAAGAUAAAAAGCUCUUUUAUCAUCUUCAUGCCACACAAGACCCAUCGUCAUUAACAUUGUUUCGCAUUGAUUCAAUAAGCGGAAACGUUAUAGUCACACAGAAACUGGAUUUUGAAAAAACUUCGCAACAUAUAUUAAUUACAUUCGUGAAAGACCAAGGAACUCCGGGAAAGCGGAAUUACGCAAAGAUAAUAGUAAAUGUACAUGAUCACAAUGAUCAUUAUCCCGAAUUCACUACAAAAUUAAUUCAAAGUAAAGUUCCCGAAAGUGCAACAAUAGGCUCCAAACUUGUUCAGAUUACAGCCAUAGAUCGAGAUAGCGGUCACAAUGCUGAAAUACGUUACUCUAUUAUUACCGGUAACGUAGGAAGUAUGUUUGAAAUCGAUCCAGUAUUUGGUAUUAUAUCUUUGGCUGACACUUUGGAUAUUAAUAAAAUGCAGGAGUACAUGUUGCAGAUUAAAGCUGUAGAUCUUGGUCAGCCCCCGCUAUCAUCUCAAGUGCCUGUACAUAUCAUUAUAACUAUGUCAGAUAAUGAUCCCCCUAAAUUCUUCACUAGUUUAAUUUCACUGGAAAUUUUUGAAAAUUUGAGUGUCGGAUCAUUUGUAACACAAGUUGAAGCAAGAUCAUCUUCAUCUAUUUUCUUUGAUAUCAUCGAUGGUAACGACAACGAUAGUUUUCGGAUAAAUCCUUCUACGGGAGUAAUUGUCAUCAACAACAAUGUCGACUACGAAAUGAACAAAUUAUUUAAUUUAACUAUAAAGGGAACUAACAUGGCCUCUGAGUCCUCGUGCCAAAACAUAAUAGUGCAUAUUUUAGAUGCGAAUGAUAAUAUUCCAAAAUUUCUGGAAGUUGAAUAUAUUGGAACUAUUUCUGAGUCUGCCAGCUUAGGCUCUUAUGUUCAAAAGAUUGAUGAUAACAAAAAACGUCAUCUGGCUUUAAAUGUGUACGACCCAGACGUAGGAUUCAAUGGAAUGUUGCAAUAUAGAAUUAUUGAUGACUUAACGAGUAACAUUUUUAAAAUAGAUUCUAAUACUGGAGCUAUUAAAAUUAUACGCAGUUUAGAUUAUGAAAGGAAUACAAACUAUUCAUUUUUUGUAACGGUCAGUGACAUGGGUAAACCAAGCCUACACUCAAAAACAAAAGCUCACGUAAAAAUACUCGUGAGUAACGUAAAUGACUGUCCACCAAUGUUUAAGGAUAGAGAUCACAAUGUUACUUUGUUAUUGCCAACUUUUAAAAAUGUAUUUGUUACUCAAAUUGCUGCGGUUGACGCCGAUAACGACGUUAUUCGCUAUGACAUUGUUGAUGGAAAUAACCAAGAUUGCUUUCAUAUACAUCCACUUACAGGAGUGUUAACGACAAGAAAUUUGGAAUUUAAUUAUAAUGAUUAUGUCUUACACGUUCGCGCAUCUGAUGGGUUAUACUCCACUAUUAUUCUCGUAAACAUUAAAUUAUUGCCUAUAGCUAAUUCAAAUUUCAAAUUUCAAAAAAAAAUUUAUGAGUUUUCGGCUGUUGAAAAUACCACCAAAGUGGUCACUAUUGGAUUGACUAAUGUCAUUGGAAAUACGUUGAAUGAAAAUGUUCAUUGUAUGUGGUCAGCGAAUUAGAUUACGAGCAAAAUCACACACACGAGAUUUUGGUACGCGCAACGGAUAGCAUUUCGGGAAUUUACGCAGAUGUUUUGUUGUCUAUAAUUGUGAUUGAUGUAAACGAUUGUUAUCCAGAAAUCGAAAGAGAUAACUACAACAUUACCUUGC